GGGUGAGUCUCUAUUCCUCUCCCCAACUGAAGGAAUUGGGCGUCUUUUGUUUGUAGCAGUCAUUGUUAAGAAACUGACUGCUCUCAUCGAUGCAUUGCUUUUCUAUUUUGCUUGUAGAUGAAAAAGCUGCAGAGCUGGAGAAUCAAGCUGCAGAGCUGGCAUGGAGAAGGUUUCUGCUGCCUCAAAAUGGAGUGAAGGUGACCCUGGAUCCAGACACGGCUCAUCCCCAGCUUGUCCUGUCUCAGGACAACUGCAGUGUGAGAUGUGAAAGUGAAUGGCAGCAGGUUCCUGACACACCAGAAAGAUUUGACUACCGGUGGUGUGUGCUGGGCCAUGAGGAGUUCAGAGAGGGGAGGCACUGCUGGUUGGUGGAGGUGGAGGGAGAGCGGCUAAAGAAUUCACUGUGGGCUGUGGGGGUGGCCAGAAAAUCUGUGAAGAGGAAGGGGUAUUUCAAAAGGAGCCCUGAAGAAGGGAUCUGGGCUGUAGAGUACUAUGAGGGGCACCUCACAUCUCUCACAUCUCCUCGCACUCCCUUGUCCAUGUCCCCUGUCCCCACAAGGAUCUGGGUCUGUCUGGACUGUACCCUGGGGCAGGUGUCUUUUAUCAAUGCUGACAAUGGGGUCCAGAUCUUCACUUUCACAGCAGUCUCCUUCAAUGGGGAAAGCAUCCGCCCCUGGUUCUGGGUGGAGACAGAGGAAAUUCAGCUGUGCCUGAGGGACAGCACCCACCAGACCCCGUCCCCAGCCCUGGGUGACUCCUACUCUUCUCCAGAUACUCCUGCAUCACCUCUCCUUGGUCCUGCAGGAGCACCACAGGAAUGA
Anas platyrhynchos (mallard) is the source of this 821-nucleotide messenger RNA. The record is from RefSeq and is a predicted model, not a curated record. Lineage: Eukaryota; Metazoa; Chordata; Aves; Anseriformes; Anatidae.